GCUGCAGGAGGCCUCUGCAGCACUCUGCUGCAAUGAUCCCAUUCGACACGGCAGAGAAGAAGGUUACAGCUGGGGCGUGGUUUCAUAUCGCACUGAAUUGUCUCCUGGCAGGUUCCAAUAAACACCACAAAGACGUGUUUGGCAACUGUUGUCGUCUACAAGGCUAAAAUGGACCAAAAAUGGAUUCAGAUUCUGGUGAUUCUGAUGUUUAAUCAGAAAAUGACUUCAGGAACAAACAAAGAAGUAAAGGAAGGCGAAUCGAUUGAUAUCGAGUGCGAACCUCUUCCUCCUACGUCGUCCAUGAUCAUCUGGUUUCGAGCGCUGGACAAUUUCGGCAUGGAAUUCAUUGCAUCUUUCAGUGCCAGUGGCUUUGCAAAGUCGAAACAUAGUAAUUACUCUGAGAUAUUCUCUGACAAGAGCAAAUCUAAACAGACACUGAAGGCCUUCAAAAAAAGUAGAGACAGUGGCAUUUACAGCUGUGCAACUCUACAGGGAAACGAGCUGAAAUUUGGAAAAGUAACCCGACUGAUUGGAGAAGAAAUAAAGAAAGACACGCCAGAAGUGCUGCCGACCAAACCGCCAAACAACCAAGUCGCAACGACCACGGCCUGCAAUUGUAACAAGAACAAGAAAACAGCAGGAGCAGCUACGCCUCCCCCUCUGUCUUGUUCUAUCCUCAUACUGGCUCCACUGGCUGGCGGCUGUGGCCUUCUUCUUCUGCUCCUCAUCAUCACCACCGUGUACUGCAAUCGAAUAAGAACACGGAGAUGCCCCCACCAUUACAAAAGAAAGCUGCGUGUGGCUCCUGAGAAGCAAAUGAUGAACACCAGACACAUCUAAUCUAAAUGAUGCAGUUUCAGUCAUUCAAAUUGCAGUUAUUUUUCUGUUGCUGUGUUAAUGUUGCAGAAAUAAUUCUUCACUCAGUUUGACAAAUAAUUUGUGACCAACUUCAAACAUUUUUACUGUGUGCGAUAAAAAAUAGAAAAAGUGUUUAAAGUGGUUCAAAUAUUCAACACAUCAAACACUCAGAAAGCUUUUUAUUGGUAACAUCCAUUUCAAACUGCGUUGUGGUUUGGUAACAUUUAUUGAAUAUUUAAUCCCCUUGAAUGCGGAAGAUGAUCCUGAGAAUAUUCUGCACUUUGAUGAUUUAUGUUGUAUUUUCCUCUUGCAAUCAAUGCAGUAAUUGUGUAUAAUGACUGAUUUCCUAAGAUUUUAUUUUCAUUUACAAUCUGUGCUUUUAAAAGGUUUUUUUAAAAACCAUUUUAAAGCUCUUUUUAGCGUAGUUGCUGCUUAUUUCCUACCAAAAAAAAUUAAACAGCCGCAGUUAAUAAAAUGUUUUUUUCUGAUUACAUAACCAAAUCGUGAGAUGUUGAAUGUUUUAACUGAAAAUCUCUUUAAUUCCAGUCUCUCUAAAUAAGAAUGAAUAAUAAAUGUUUUUUUUAAUCUUUUUUUAUUUUAAUGAAUGCACAUUUAAGAAUUGUCCCGUUGUCUGAAUUUUGGGGAAAAAAAUAAAAUUAUACCACUCAGACAAGCAUUCCUUCUGGCUGCAAUGAACUGUAUUUGUCUUUAUUAGUUCAGAAUUUUUUCCACACAUCAAACCAAUUCAUUUGCAUCCCCAUCAG
Messenger RNA from Amphiprion ocellaris (clown anemonefish), 1622 nucleotides. RefSeq names its product CD8a molecule (gene cd8a). The record is from RefSeq and is a predicted model, not a curated record. Lineage: Eukaryota; Metazoa; Chordata; Actinopteri; Pomacentridae. The transcript is spliced from 6 exons. Bases 169 to 840 code for a protein of 223 amino acids.